GCAUAUCUGCAACUCCCGCCUUUCCUUUAGCCCCUCAAAAUGGCUCGUCCAAUCUCAUUACUGCUCUUCUUUCACUUCAUUCUCUUAACCGGAACUCUUCACCGGAAUCUGACACACGCCGCCGGAGGCCGGUGGACCCUUCUCAAGUCUUCCAUCGGCAUAUCCGCCAUGCACAUGCAGCUACUAAGCAAUGAUCGUGUGGUCAUUUUCGACCGGACCGAUUUCGGCCGUUCAAACCUCUCACUACCGGACGGCAAGUGCCGGAACGAUCCCCACGACACCGCCGUCAAGAUCGACUGCUCAGCACAUUCAGCUGAGUAUGACGUGGCCACGAAUUCGAUCCGACCGCUCAUGAUCUUAACUGACACGUGGUGCUCAUCUGGCACAGUAGCACCCGAUGGCCGCUUGAUCCAGACUGGAGGAUUCAAUGAUGGAGAUCGAACGGUCAGGAUCUUCACCCCAUGUGAUAAUUGUGAUUGGGAAGAGAAACCAACAGCAUUAGGUGUACGGCGAUGGUACGCCACCAAUCAGAUACUACCCAAUGGGUGGGCCAUCAUAAUCGGUGGCCGUCGACAAUUCAAUUACGAAUUCUACCCAAAAUCCAACGGUAUGGAUCGAGUUUUCUCUCUUCCAUUUCUACAACAAACAAGCGAUCCUGAAGAGAACAAUCUCUACCCGUUCGUUCAUCUCAACGUCGAUGGGAAUUUAUUCAUUUUCUCAAAUAAUCGGGCUAUCUUAUUCAACUACCGCAACAAUGCCAUUGUAAGAACAUACCCGAAAAUGCCAGGUGGCGAUCCUCGGUGCUACCCGAGCACAGGCUCCUCGGUUCUGCUUCCAUUGAAGAAUUUCAAAGAGGCGGAAGUUCUAGUCUGUGGCGGGGCCCCGAUCGGGUCCUUCAAUCAAGCGAAUAAGGGCAAUUUCAUCAAAGCUUUAAAUACUUGUGGACGGUUGAAAAUCACCGAUCAAUCUCCACAAUGGACGAUGGAGACUAUGCCAAUUUCGAGAGUGAUGGGAGAUAUGGUCUUGCUUCCGAACGGAUACGUUCUCAUCAUCAACGGCGCUUCGUCGGGGACUGCUGGAUGGGAAUUGGGCCGCGAUCCGGCGACUAGUCCUGUCAUAUACAAGCCAGAUAAUCGAGCUGGAUCUCGAUUUGAAGUGCAAAACCCAUCAAAGAUUCCUCGCCUUUAUCAUUCAACUGCUAUUUUGCUGCGUGACGGACGGGUUUUGAUUGGUGGAAGCAAUCCUCAUAUCUCCUAUGUGUUCUCAGGUGUUCAGUACCCUACUGAACUAAGCUUGGAAGCGUUCUCGCCGCCGUAUUUGGAGUCAUCCUAUUCUGGUUUCCGGCCUAAGAUUUUAACACCCACUUCACAAACCAAGCUGAAUUAUGGUGGGAAUCUAGUAAUUCAGUUUCAGGUAUCGCUGCCACUGAACCCGAAGGGAGUUUCAGUGACAAUGGUGGCGCCGUCGUUCUCUACACAUUCAUACUCCAUGAAUCAAAGAUUGAUAGUGUUGGGGAGUGGUCUUUUGGCAAAGACGGUAUCGGGUUUGGCGUAUGAAAUCAGCGUAUCGGCCCCGAAUGCAGCUGUGAUUGCACCACCUGGUAAUUAUUUACUGUUUGUUGUUCAUGGUGGGAUUCCAAGUGAGGGAAUUUGGGUUCACAUACAGUAAUUUUCUCUAUUUUUCUUUUUUAUAUAUACAUAUAUACAAAUUUCUUAUAGAAAAUAUGAUUUUAUACCUAGUUCUUUUCAUUUAAAUGUUAUAAUUUUGUACUAUUUUUAUUCCAAAAUGGAAAUUGGGUGUAAUGGAAUGAAAAGAAAUGGGUGUAGAAAGUGGCUUUCCAGACUAUAUAUGAGACAUGCUAACAUGCAACUGGUUGGAAGAUAAUUUUCCAUACACCAAGUGAAUAACUUCCAAUAUAUCAUGUAAGUACAAAAUCUAAACCAUCCAAUAGGUUGGGCCCACUACGUGGAAUAUCUUGUUAAAAAAUAAGCCUCAUCUACUUAUCAACCAGACCACAAUUGUAUUUUGUUAUUUAUUUGCAAAUAUACAAUAUUUCCCCUGGUGUGGUCUACUUGAUUAGUGGAUGGGGCUGAAUUCAGUAUAGGACCAUCGUUUUCGUGGGACCAACCUAUUGGACGGUGUGGAUUUCUCACAUGCAUCAUAGGUUGCAUGUGAACAUUUCUCUCUUGUGUUUUUUUAUUUAGUGAAUUUGUAAAAGGAGAUGAAUAAAGGGGGGAGAAAUGGGAGGUGUAAGAUCAGAUUCUUGUGACUUUUGUUUUCUUUUGGGAAGAAAAGGUUGGGAUUCACAGGUAAGAAGAAGAAGUGUCAGUUUUAGCUUUUGUCACUACAAAAUAAAAGAAAGAGCAUGGCCUUCUUUCUCUCUUUCUACUCUCCUCAAUGUAGUCUAAUUUGUACUUAUUUUUCUAAAAUAAGGUGGAAGUUGAAAAGCUGAAAGAAGACGACGUUUGGAUUU
Molecule: messenger RNA, 2473 nt
Organism: Magnolia sinica
Lineage: Eukaryota; Viridiplantae; Streptophyta; Magnoliopsida; Magnoliales; Magnoliaceae
Product: aldehyde oxidase GLOX-like
Exons: 1
Coding region: 40-1668 (542 amino acids)
Source: RefSeq, a predicted model, not a curated record